GCUCGGAGCGCGCACGGGGGCGGGCGGAGGCGGCCCGCUCCGGGGCGGCCGCGCCGCCGGGGAGAGGCGCGCGCGCCCGGACGCCGGCCCCCCUCUCGGCGUUGGCCCGCGAGCUCCCCGCCUCCCGCGCUCGGCUCGCUCCCACCCCUCCCGGCGCGAUUGAUCCGUCACGGGCGCCGCCGCGGCCGUGCUGAGGCGAGCCGGAGCCGGAGCCCGAGCCGGAGCCGGGGCCGGGCCGGCGCCAUUGCGCGCGCGCCGCGGCGGGGAGAGCUGGGCGCGGGGCGGCGGGCCGGGCCAGGCCAUGCGGGCCGAGUGAGCCGGCGCCCGCAGCCCGCGGCGCGGCAUGGCUUCCCCGCGGAGCCCCGGGCAGCCCGGGCCGCCGCCGCCGCCGCCGCCGCCGCCGCCCGCGCGCCUGCUGCCGCUGCUGCUGCUGCCGCUGCUGCUGCUGCCGCUGCGGGCGCCCGGGGCCUGGGGCUGGGCGCGGGGCGCCCCCCGGCCGCCGCCCAGCAGCCCGCCGCUCUCCAUCAUGGGCCUCAUGCCGCUCACCAAGGAGGUGGCCAAGGGCAGCAUCGGGCGCGGCGUGCUGCCCGCCGUGGAGCUGGCCAUCGAGCAGAUCCGCAACGAGUCGCUCCUGCGCCCCUACUUCCUGGACCUGCGGCUCUACGACACGGAGUGUGAUAAUGCGAAAGGGUUGAAAGCCUUCUACGAUGCAAUAAAAUAUGGACCGAACCACCUGAUGGUGUUUGGGGGCGUCUGUCCGUCCGUCACGUCCAUCAUCGCCGAGUCCCUCCAAGGCUGGAAUCUGGUGCAGCUUUCCUUUGCUGCCACCACACCUGUGCUAGCGGAUAAGAAAAAGUACCCUUACUUCUUCCGGACGGUGCCCUCGGAUAACGCCGUGAACCCGGCCAUCCUGAAGCUGCUGAAGUACUUCCGGUGGAAGCGAGUGGGUACCCUGACACAGGACGUGCAACGCUUCUCUGAGGUGAGGAACGACCUGACCGGGGUCCUCUAUGGUGAGGACAUUGAGAUCUCCGACACAGAGAGCUUCUCCAAUGACCCCUGCACCAGCGUCAAAAAGCUGAAGGGCAAUGACGUCCGCAUCAUCCUGGGCCAGUUCGACCAGCACAUGGCUGCCAAGGUGUUCUGCUGUGCUUAUGAGGAGAACAUGUUCGGCAACAAAUACCAGUGGAUCAUCCCCGGCUGGUACGAGCCUCUGUGGUGGGAGCAGGUGCACACGGAGGCCAACUCCUCCCACUGUCUCCAGAGGAACCUGCUCGCAGCCAUGGAGGGCUACAUCGGUGUGGACUUUGAGCCCCUGAGCUCCAAGCAGAUCAAGACCAUCUCAGGAAAGACUCCACAGCAGUAUGAGAGAGAGUACAACAACAAGCGUUCGGGUGUGGGGCCCAGCAAAUUCCAUGGCUACGCCUAUGACGGCAUCUGGGUCAUCGCCAAGACGCUGCAGAGGGCCAUGGAGACACUGCACGCCAGCAGCAGGCACCAGCGGAUCCAGGACUUCAACUACACGGACCACACGCUGGGCAAGAUCAUCCUCAACGCCAUGAAUGAGACCAACUUCUUCGGGGUCACGGGUCAAGUUGUGUUCCGGAAUGGAGAGCGAAUGGGAACCAUUAAAUUUACUCAAUUUCAAGACAAGCAGGAAGUGAAGGUGGGAGAGUACAACGCCGUGGCUGACACCCUGGAGAUCAUCAACGACACCAUCAGGUUCCAAGGAUCCGAGCCCCCCAAGGACAAGACCAUCAUCCUGGAGCAGCUCCGCAAGAUCUCACUACCUCUCUACAGCAUCCUCUCCGCCCUCACUAUCCUGGGAAUGAUCAUGGCCAGCGCCUUCCUCUUCUUCAACAUCAAGAACCGGAAUCAAAAGCUGAUAAAGAUGUCCAGCCCGUACAUGAACAAUCUGAUCAUCCUGGGAGGAAUGCUCUCCUAUGCUUCCAUAUUUCUCUUUGGCCUUGAUGGAUCCUUUGUCUCCGAAAAGACCUUUGAGACACUUUGCACUGUCAGGACCUGGAUCCUCACGGUGGGCUACACCACAGCCUUCGGGGCCAUGUUCGCCAAGACCUGGAGGGUCCACGCCAUCUUCAAGAACGUGAAGAUGAAGAAGAAGAUCAUCAAGGACCAGAAGUUGCUCGUGAUUGUCGGGGGUAUGCUGCUGAUCGACCUGUGCAUCCUCAUCUGCUGGCAGGCCGUGGACCCCCUGAGAAGGACGGUGGAGAAGUACAGCAUGGAGCCGGACCCAGCAGGACGGGACAUCUCCAUCCGCCCCCUCCUGGAGCACUGUGAGAACACCCACAUGACCAUCUGGCUUGGCAUCGUCUAUGCCUACAAGGGUCUUCUCAUGCUGUUCGGCUGCUUCUUAGCCUGGGAGACCCGCAACGUCAGCAUCCCGGCGCUCAACGACAGCAAGUACAUCGGGAUGAGUGUCUACAACGUGGGCAUCAUGUGCAUCAUCGGGGCCGCCGUCUCCUUCCUCACCCGGGACCAGCCCAACGUGCAGUUCUGCAUCGUGGCCCUGGUCAUCAUCUUCUGCAGCACCAUCACCCUCUGCCUGGUGUUCGUGCCCAAGCUCAUCACGCUCAGAACAAACCCUGACGCCGCCACUCAGAACCGACGGUUCCAGUUCACGCAGAACCAGAAGAAGGAAGAUUCCAAAACGUCCACCUCAGUCACCAGCGUGAACCAGGCGAGCACGUCGCGGCUGGAGGGGCUGCAGUCGGAGAACCACCGCCUUCGAAUGAAGAUCACUGAGCUGGACAAAGACUUGGAAGAGGUCACCAUGCAGCUGCAGGACACACCCGAGAAAACCACCUACAUCAAGCAGAACCACUACCAAGAACUCAACGACAUCCUCAGCCUGGGCAACUUCACCGAAGGCACAGAUGGGGGAAAGGCCAUUUUGAAAAAUCACCUCGAUCAAAAUCCCCAGCUACAGUGGAGCACAACAGAGCCCUCUCGGACCUGCAAAGAUCCGAUAGAAGACAUCAACUCCCCAGAGCACAUCCAGCGCCGGCUGUCCCUCCAGCUCCCCAUCCUCCACCACGCCUACCUCCCGUCCAUCGGAGGCGUGGAUGCCAGCUGCGUCAGCCCCUGUGUCAGCCCCACGGGCAGCCCCCGCCACAGACACGUGCCCCCCUCCUUCCGAGUCAUGGUCUCGGGCCUGUGAGGGCUGAGGUGGGGGCGCGCCCGGGGCCCGGGCCUCCCCAGGGCGGAACCGCGCACGGCGGCGACACUGUGGGCUCUGGCUGCUGAGACGCUGGUGCCAGACCAGCCUUGCCGGACUGCUCGGUGGGCACUCAGGUGGACAGUGGGGCGGGGGUGGGGGGCACUUGGCACUUGACCUUGAGCCUUAUUUGUGAAGUUUUUAUUCUUUCCCCAAGAAGAGGAAUGGAGAUGACUUCUUCCUUGAUGUCGGCAAAGCAGGACUUGAGCUGGGCUAUUUGAAAACUUUGCAAAAAAAAAAAAAAAAGAAAAAAAGACACACAACAAAAUCCAGGCAAGGAGAGAGUGGCUGGAAGUCCAGUGGAAGUCACGGAGGGGCCCUGAGCAGCUCGGGCAGAAGCGAGGGGCUUCCAGAAAAACGGUCUCGGCCUCUGCACACACAUCCCUGGCUGUGGCCGCCCCCCCAUCCCCCACCAGGCCAGUCCCUGUCCCCUCCGGGAGAGGAGGUGGGCAGGGCCACCAGGCCCACAGCUGCCCAUGCAGCCAACCCCAGCUUCCUGCAGUCAGGAGGGCGCGGAGUGGGGGGGCGGUCCAGGGCUGGGGUCCACGCCCGCUACCCCUCUGAGCAACGCCACACACAAACACAAUAAUACCCGUUCUGGGACUGUGGGGAUUUAGGGCGCGUGGCUGCAGACGUGCUCUGCGGCACCCACUCCCGUCGGGCACAUCCUGGUGUGUGCUCUGGGGGCUCCCGGUAAUAAGGGGGCCCGCUGGAGCUCAUCACGGAAUGUCUGUUCCCCACCACACCCCGACAGGUCGACUGUGCACUUUAACCUCCCUCGCAAAGGCCCGAGGGCUGGCUGGCAGGUGGUGGGGUUUCCUUUCCCCACUGACUUUGUUUCUGACCAAAGUGAAUAGGGGGGGCAUGCUGCUUAGAAGACACCCGGGGGGGACCGUGGGAGAGAGAGUGGGCCAAGGGCCCCCCUGGGCUUCCAGGAGGCUCCUUCCUUCCCUCCCUCCCCACCCAGGCCCCCGGGGGGACAGUGGGGGAUGCUCGCUUGGUAAAGGCUCUUCCCUUUCCACGGAACCCCAUGAGUCCAACAGACUCGAGCCCCC
Sorex fumeus (smoky shrew) is the source of this 4290-nucleotide messenger RNA. It is a transcript of the gene GABBR2, whose product is annotated as gamma-aminobutyric acid type B receptor subunit 2. Gene Ontology annotation, molecular function: G protein-coupled GABA receptor activity. Gene Ontology annotation, cellular component: G protein-coupled receptor heterodimeric complex; membrane. The record is from RefSeq and is a predicted model, not a curated record. Gene Ontology annotation, biological process: G protein-coupled receptor signaling pathway; gamma-aminobutyric acid signaling pathway. NCBI's taxonomy places the organism in Eukaryota, Metazoa, Chordata, Mammalia, Eulipotyphla, Soricidae. The coding region runs from base 344 to 3178 and encodes 944 amino acids. The transcript has 19 exons.